This is a messenger RNA of Brachypodium distachyon (stiff brome), 2615 nucleotides long. RefSeq names its product ABC transporter G family member 11. NCBI's taxonomy places the organism in Eukaryota, Viridiplantae, Streptophyta, Magnoliopsida, Poales, Poaceae. Gene Ontology annotation, molecular function: ATP binding; ABC-type transporter activity; ATP hydrolysis activity. The record is from RefSeq and is a predicted model, not a curated record. Gene Ontology annotation, cellular component: membrane. Bases 130 to 2256 code for a protein of 708 amino acids. The transcript is spliced from 7 exons.
UCCCCAAGGAGGCACUGAGCCAGACAGAACCCACGCCGUCCGAGAAGCGCCAUUCCUCCCUCCCAGCCCGGCCUACCUUGUCUCUACUCCUAGCUUGUUCUUCGCAAGGACCACGCAGUCCAGAGAGGGAUGAAGGGAGCUGAGGCGGCGGCGGCGGCGAAGGCGGAGCUGGAGGACGUGGGGAAGGCGGCGGUCCGGGCGGCGGCGCCCCCGCUGAGCCCGCUGAGCGAGACGCUGUGGCGGGACAAGGCGGGGCUCGUCUUGCUCGGGGACGUGUCGGCGCGGCUAGCGUGGCGGGACCUCACGGUGACCGUGCCGGCGGCGGGCGGCGGCGGGACGCAGGCGGUGCUGGAGGCGCUGACGGGGUACGCGGAGCCGGGCACCAUGACGGCGCUCAUGGGGCCCUCCGGCUCCGGCAAGUCCACUCUCCUCGACGCGCUCGCCGGCCGCCUCGCCGCCAACGCGUUUCUAUCUGGCACCGUCCUCCUCAACGGGCGCAAGGCCAACCUCUCCUUCGGCGCCGCGGCAUAUGUGACGCAAGAUGACAAUCUGAUGGGCACACUGACGGUGAGGGAGACGAUCUCAUACUCGGCGAGCCUUCGGCUCCCUGACAAGAUGCCCAUGGAAGAGAAGCGUGACCUGGUGGAGGGCACAAUCGUGGAGAUGGGGCUCCAGGACUGCGCCGACACGGUCAUCGGCAAUUGGCACCUCAGGGGGGUCAGCGGCGGUGAGAAGAGAAGGGUCAGCAUCGCCCUGGAGAUCCUCAUGAGGCCUAGGCUGCUCUUCCUGGAUGAGCCCACCAGUGGUCUUGACAGCGCUUCAGCGUUCUUCGUGACGCAGACGCUCCGCGGGCUGGCGAGGGAUGGGCGGACAGUGAUCGCGUCGAUCCAUCAGCCGAGCAGCGAGGUCUUCCAGCUCUUCGAUCGCCUGUAUCUUCUUUCAGGGGGCAAAACAGUCUACUUUGGGCAGGCGUCUGAGGCUUGUGAGUUCUUUGCCCAAGCUGGCUUCCCAUGCCCAGCACUACGCAACCCGUCGGAUCAUUUCCUCCGCUGCAUAAACGCAGACUUCGACAAGGUGAAGGCCACCCUGAAAGGAUCAAUGAAGAUGAGAUUUGAGAGGUCCGACGAUCCGCUAGAGCGCAUCACGACCUGCGAGGCAAUCAGAAAGUUAUUCAGCCACUACCAGCACUCGCAGGACUACCUCGCCACCCGGCAGAAAGUGGACGAGAUGGCACGGGUCAAAGGAACGGUCCUGGACGCAGGGGGCAGCCAGGCCAGCUUCGGGAUGCAAGCCUGCACGCUGACGAAGCGGUCCUUCGUGAACAUGACGAGGGACUUCGGGUACUACUGGCUGCGGCUGGUGAUCUACGUGGUGGUCACCGUGUGCAUCGGCUCCAUCUACCUCAACGUGGGCACCAAGUACAGCUCCAUCCUGGCGCGGGGCGCGUGCGCGUCCUUCAUCUUCGGCUUCGUCACCUUCAUGUCCAUCGGGGGCUUCCCCUCCUUCGUGGAGGACAUGAAGGUGUUCCAGCGGGAGCGGCUCAACGGCCACUACGGCGUGGCCGCGUUCGUGCUCGGCAACACGGCGUCCGCGGCGCCGUUCCUGCUGCUCAUCACCGUCUGCUCCGGGACGCUAUGCUACUUCAUGGUGGGGCUACACCCGGGGCUCAGCCAUUAUGUUUUCUUCCUGCUCUGCCUCUAUGCCAGCGUCACCGUCGUCGAGAGCCUCAUGAUGGCCAUCGCCAGCGUCGUCCCGAAUUUUCUCAUGGGCAUCAUCACCGGCGCCGGAAUUCAAGGGGUGUUCAUGCUCGUCUCGGGGUAUUUCCGCCUCCCCCACGACAUCCCCAAGCCCUUCUGGCGUUACCCCAUGUCAUACAUCAGCUUCCACUACUGGGCCCUGCAGGGGCAGUACCAGAACGAUUUGGUGGGGCUCAUGUUCGACAACCAGAGCGAGUUGCUGCCCAAGAUCCCGGGGGAGUACGUGCUGGAGAACGUGUUCCAGAUCGACGUGGGGAGGUCAAAGUGGCUGGACUUGUCCGUGCUUUUCGCCAUGAUCGUCGUCUACCGCCUGCUCUUCUUCGCCAUGAUCAAGGUCAGCGAGGACGUGACGCCGUGGCUGCGCCGGUACAUCGCCAGGAGGAGGGUGCAGCGCAGGCGAGGCCGGGCCCGGGACGCGGCGGCGGAGCUCCAAGUUGGCCGCUCGCCGUCGCUGCGCGGGUACGUCGUCGACGACGACCUGCCGGCCGAUCAUCCGUGACAGUAUGAGCUCAAGAAGAAAGGUUAAUUGGUUGGACAGACGAAAUUAACGCUAAAAUAACUGGACGAUAAAACAGUCUGAUAUGAAUGAUGUACUCGUAUGUGUGUUAGCUAGGGCAUCUCCGAUUUGUUCUCUCCUUUCAAUAUGUUUUCUUUCUUAUUUUUUUUUCCUUGAUGUCAUCUUGGUAUCUGUGUAGUACCUAUUACUUUUUCAAGUAACCACGAAAUUUUAGGAUGCAACUCCAGGAUGUGGUGCGGAACUGCUGCCCCUCAUUGAGGGUGGCAGGCGUGCCGAUCUUUCAUUGGCGCGAACAGUCCAACAUCUAUUUCAAGUUUUAAUCGGCGUUGUGAUUUCAAUUA